Messenger RNA from Penicillium odoratum, 1119 nucleotides. RefSeq lists its product as uncharacterized. Bases 1 to 1119 code for a protein of 372 amino acids. Lineage: Eukaryota; Fungi; Ascomycota; Eurotiomycetes; Eurotiales; Aspergillaceae. The transcript has a single exon. The record is from RefSeq and is a predicted model, not a curated record.
AUGACCAUGAACCCCUAUCUCAGUUGGGCUCUCCUGCUCGUCGUGGCAGGCGGCCUUGGCUGGUACUACACUAAUGGCUCAACCCCGAAAGCCAUCAAGACUCCUAUCCGGGCUGUGGCGGAGAAGGCCGAGGCCACAGUUGCGCCCAAGAAGCAAAAGCGAAAGCCUGCACCUCAGCCAGCCAAGAAGGCUGAGGUGAAGACCGUGAUCUCGCCUCCCACCACUGAAGAUGAGCCGGAGGACGAUGUCGACCGCAAGGAGAUGGCUCGUCGCCUGGCCGCGAUCAAGAACGGCGCCUCUCCCGCCAUCGCUCCCUCCAGCAAGAACCAGAAGAAGAAGGCUAAGAAGGCCAACCAGCUAGAGAGUGGCUCUCACGCCUCUUCCACCACUGGCGCCGAUGCCGAUGACGAUCUGUCCCCUGCUGUCUCCCCCCAGGUGAAUGCCGUGCCCUCUGCUGGUUACGUCUCCGAUAUGCUGGAGUCCCCCGCCCCCGCCGCCUCGGUUCUCCGCGUCACCGGCAACAUGGAGUCGGAGCCCAAGAAGCAGAAGGUCCAAUCCUUCAAGCAGGUUGAGAACAAGAAGCAGCGCCAACAGCGCCUGAAGAACGAGGCCCGCAAGCAGCAGGUCCAGGAGGCGGAAGAGCAGCGCCGGCAGUUGCUCGAGAAGCAGCUGCACACCGCUCGUUCAGCUGAGCGUCGCGAGAAUGCUCGAUCCCAGGCCCCCACCACCAACGCUUGGCAGACCAAGGAAGCCCCCAAGGCCAACGGCACCAAGGCAGUUCCGGCCCCCGCCUCAGUCCAGCUUCUGGAUACCUUUGAGGCCCCUACUGCUCCGGCCCAGAAGAAGUGGACCCAGGAGCUUCCCUCUGAGGAAGAGCAGAUGCGUAUUUUGGGUGCCGCCAACGGCGUCGAUGAGUGGACCACGGUCUCCAAGAAGCCCAAGAAGAAGAGCGGCAAGGCCGAUGAGAGUGUCAGUGAUGCCAGUGCCUCCGAGAGCCAGCCUACUUCCGCCGCACCUCUCCCCGUUGAGCCUAAGGUCACUGUGACCCCAACCUACCUUCCCGAUAUCCUGCGCUCCCGUGAGAAGGGUCACCCACUGGACUCGGACUGGGCCGCUUAA